Messenger RNA from Rhipicephalus microplus (southern cattle tick), 933 nucleotides. RefSeq lists its product as uncharacterized. The record is from RefSeq and is a predicted model, not a curated record. NCBI's taxonomy places the organism in Eukaryota, Metazoa, Arthropoda, Arachnida, Ixodida, Ixodidae.
AUGCCACCGUUGCGUCGUCGGCGUUGCAGCGUGCUCUGCGACCAGCUGCUCUACCUCGAUCUUUCUUGGACAGAGAUAGAAGAUUUUUUCCUCGGCGACCCCGCGCCUGGACAAAGGGUUGGGAAAUCAGCCGGUGGCCAUAUAGACAUAAACAAAAUCGACGAGCAGGCCUUCCGGAGGCAAUUCCGCUUCUACAAGGAAGACCUGCAAGUUCUGACCGAGGCCCUGAAGAUUCCAAUGAUUCGGAGCAGCCAAGGCGUUACCGUGUCCAGACAAGAAGCGCUUUUGAUGGGGUUGCGCAGGCUCACGUGGUGGGACUUGGAGCCUCUUUUUGGCCGUCACUCGUCGGCGCUAUCUAAUAUAGUCAGCCAGUUAUUCGGCCACAUCGAUAGCACCUUCGGGCACCUGCUUGUGGAUGUCAACAACCACAGCUGGCUGAGCUUGAAUGAUCUGAAGGAGUACUCCGAAGCUGUGUACAACAGAGGUGCACCCGUGCGCAACUGCUGGGGCUUCGUGGACGGCACGGCGAGGCCCAUUUGCCGCCCUACAGUCAACCAGCGGAUAUACUUUUCAGGCCACAAAAGGCAGCAUUCUGUAAAGUAUCAGUCGGUCAUGUGUGCAAACGGAAUUGUGUGCCAGCUUGAUGGGCCAUAUAUAGGGCACAAGCAUGAUGCCGUGGGCAAAACGCCACUGGGGGGGCCUUGUGUGGGGCCUGGCGAGGAGCCAGAGGUGGGGCCAGAGGUGGGGCCAGUAGUGGGGCCAGAGGAAGAGCCAGGGGGAGGGGCAGGGGAAGAACCACGGGUGCGAUCAAGGAUGGGGCUAGGAUGGCAGGUAGAGGUGGGGUCAAGGGUGCGAUCAGGAAUGGUGUUCAGGGUAGGGCGUGGACUUGGCUCAUGGAGGAUGCCAGGUGAAGGGUUGGGUGAGAAGUCCUGA